Molecule: messenger RNA, 723 nt
Organism: Telopea speciosissima
Lineage: Eukaryota; Viridiplantae; Streptophyta; Magnoliopsida; Proteales; Proteaceae
Product: late embryogenesis abundant protein At1g64065-like
Exons: 1
Coding region: 1-723 (240 amino acids)
Cellular component (GO): plasma membrane
Source: RefSeq, a predicted model, not a curated record
AUGGGUGAGGAAGAACAAGCCAGACCUUUGUCAGUCGCCACCCCAACACGUACCGGCGACGAAGAAGACGUUUCGGUCGAUUCAAAGAAAAAGCUCCGACGUAAGAGAUGUAUCCAGUGCUGUGGGUGUGUAUCAAUUUCGAUACUGAUCGUGGUUAUAAUCCUUAUAAUCCUAAUCUUCACCGUCUUCAAAGUCAAAGAUCCAACUAUGAGUCUCAAUUCAGUUUCGUUCGAUCACAUAUCCGUCAGUAACGCAACCACACCAUCCACUACUCCACCAAACUUACCUGCCACCACCACAACCACCAAUCCCAGCAUCAACGCCACCAUGACAGCAGACAUGUCCGUCAAAAACCCAAACAUCGCUUCUUUUAAAUUCAAUCCCGCCACCACUAUUCUCUACUAUUACGGUUCCGAAAUCGGUAAUGCAAAAAAUCCGGCAGGUAACGCAAAGGCUAAAAAGACUAUGCAGAUGAACCUCACCAUUUCUCUUUUCAUCGAAGCUGACUCAUCGACACCAACUAAACUUGAACACCUGACGAGCGAUCUGAGUUCAGGGCAAAUGACGAUGAGUAGCUAUACAGUGUUGGAUGGGCGAGUGAAUGUGUUAAAUAUCUUCAAGAAGAAUAUCGAAAUCAAGAUGAACUGUACCAUGACUAUUCUCAUUUCAACCACUGCCAUGUCCCUUAAAGAUAUGCAGUGUACUAAUCAAGUCAAGCUCUAG